AUGGUGAACAUCUUUUUCGUUGGUGGCACUGGCCACAUUGGUGGUGCUGUUCUCGACCAGCUGCUCCAAAAGUAUGCGGAUGCCAAGGUGAAGGCAUUGGUGAGAGAUGAGGCAAAGGGCUCCCGUCUGGUUGCCAAGUACCCUUCGGUUGAGGUCAUUGUCGGCACAACCACAGAUCUCGAGCUCCUCGAGAAGGCGAGCAAAGAGGCCGACAUUGUAGUCAACACGUCUCCCGACAUCACCCACGAUGCCGGCAUCAAGGCCAUCCUUUCUGGCCUCAAGGCGCGUGGCGGUCCCAACAAGCCGUACUACAUUCACACAUCGGGCGCCUCGCUGAUCUGGGACGAGCCCACGGGAUCCAAGGAUGCACACUGGUGGGACGACAUUACCGACGUCCAGGACAUCAUCGGCUUCAAGGGCGAGGCCUACACCCACGCCGUGACGGACAAGAUUGUGCGCGACGGCGCCUCGGACGUCAAUGUGGCCAUUGUCUCGCCCGGCUUCGUCGGCGGUAUGAGCCCUUCCAUUGAGCACCCCACCCCCAUUACCACGCCCGCCAUCUUCCUCACGGCCCGCGCCUUCAAGUCGGGCUGGCAGAUUGACCAGGGCGAGAACAUUCACGCGUGGAUCGACGUCUCGGACCUGGCCAAGAUCUUCAUCAUACUCGUCGACAAGGCCACCGCCGAGCUGGCCGGCACGGCAGUAUCCGCGCCUUUCCCCCUCUGGGGACCCGAGGCCUACUACUUUGGCGUCGGCGAGAACAUAUCCUUUGCCGACUUCAUGCAAGGCCUGGCGCCCGUCCUAAAGGACCAGGGCGUCAUUGGGAGCGCCGAGAUAAAGUCCGUCAGCGUCACCGAGGCCGCACGCGCCAGCAUCGCCGGCAGUGACUACGACCCCGACGCGCCCCCGCCCGCCCUCGACUCGUGGGCCAUGCACAUUGCCAUCAUGUACGGCAUCAACAUGCGCCUCAAGCCCUCGCGGGCCGAGCAGCUCGGCUGGAAGGCCGACAAGGGCUCCGUUGUUGAGAGCUUCCCCCAGGUGGUUGCCGAGUUCCUCAAGAACGAAAAGGCUAGUGCUUAA
Pestalotiopsis fici W106-1 is the source of this 1080-nucleotide messenger RNA. RefSeq lists its product as uncharacterized. Bases 1 to 1080 code for a protein of 359 amino acids. The record is from RefSeq and is a predicted model, not a curated record. The transcript has 2 exons. NCBI's taxonomy places the organism in Eukaryota, Fungi, Ascomycota, Sordariomycetes, Amphisphaeriales, Sporocadaceae.